AGCAUUCCAACUUGAGUUCCCUUGAAGAUGUAUAGACUUGCAGCUGUUAAUCUUCUCCUCUGCACCUUUGCUUAUCUACUUCACACUGGUUCAAUCUCAUUUCUCUUUCUCUCUCAAUUUCUUUUUGUAAGGAUGUUUUGAACCUAGUGAUCCAACAAACAUUAAGUUCUAGUAACUCGAUUAAAGCUUGACUUGUUUGCUAUGAUUUGCAGGAUGGGCAGUGAAAUGUUCGAGCAAAGAUGGUCCGUCAGUGCAGCAGACGCAAACAGGGUUCGGAAGGCCUCCAACGUUCAUGGUAGAAGUGCAGAACAAGUGUCCUACAUGCCCAGUUAUAAACGUUCACUUGAAAUGUGGAAGCUUUUCUCAGGCUCUUGUAAAUCCCAGAUUGCUCAAAGUGGUUGCCUAUGGAGAUUGUGUAAUCAACAGCGGCCUUCCGUUCCAACCAUUGCAGAAAUUUUUCUUCAAUUACACUCAUCAAAAGUACCUCAUGCAUCCUAGUACUUGGAACUUCCAGUGUGAAUGAUCCCUUCUUGAAGAGUCGAACUUCUAACCCUAAGUCCCUGACCUAGCCUUAAGGUUUUAAAGUUUGUGGGUUCAAAUUUUCAAAUGUAGUUCAAGUAUCAAUAUUUCGAGGUACAUGCGUGAAUGCAUACUUCAAAAAAUGCAGCAUUUCCUUCAACUGAGCUUAGCAAGAUACAAUACAAUACCCCCACCUCUUUCUUUGAAUGAUGGCGGCCAUAUCAUAUAGCAUGUCUAAAAUUUAGGAAGAAUAGAACAAAACUUCAACA
Molecule: messenger RNA, 788 nt
Organism: Rubroshorea leprosula
Lineage: Eukaryota; Viridiplantae; Streptophyta; Magnoliopsida; Malvales; Dipterocarpaceae
Source: the annotation of a GenBank genome assembly